ACUUUGAGGAGUAAAGCUGUGUUUAGGGAGACUUCUCGUUACAUACUUCUGUUUAACCUUCUUUUGGCAGAUACUUUACAACUGGUAUACAGUCAGUCAAUGUUUCUACUGUCUCUUACUAAAAUAUCACUAUUGUUUCCUGUGUGUGCUGCUCUAACAGUACUUUACUCACUUUCACACAGAAUAUCUCCAGUUACACUGGUGAUUAUGUGUCUAGAGAGAUAUGUAGCAGUGUGCUAUCCAUUCAGGCACAGUACCAUCAUCACCAUGAGAAACACAAGAGUGGUUAUUUGUAUUGUUUGGACUUUUAGCUCGCUAAAUGUUAUUAUUCAACUAAUUAUAUUACAUAAGUUUGCCUACAGUUUGCUUGAUAUGCCGCACAUAAAGAUGCUAAACUCAUGUGGAAAAGAAAGUGUCUUUGUUGAUCUGGUGUCUGAUCUUUAUGACAAAGUCUCCACAUAUUUUCUGUUUGCAUUAGGAGGUGUAACAGUCCUUUUCACCUAUACUGGUAUUAUWGUWGCAGCUCGCUCAGUAUCUACAAACAAAGCUUCAGCCAAUAAGGCUCGUAAAACACUACUGCUGCAUCUGGUGCAGAUGGGCCUAGCUAUGUCCUCAACUAUACAUAACUCAUUACUUAUAGUUAUCUUUAAAAAUUUGGAUGGGGUUGUAAUUGUACAAAUGCAGAUUUUUUUGUACAUUUUUUUAACUAUUCUUCCUAAAUGUCUGAGCUGCCUCAUCUAUGGUCUCAGAGACCAAACCAUCAGACCUGUCCUGAUGUUUAAUCUCAGCUGUCAGUGGAGACACUCAUCUUUAAUCUCUGAUGUCCCAGCUAAAGAUAAAGCUUAAUAUUAUAAUUAUGUGUGAUUUGUAAUUACUGGUUACAAGUAUCUUGGUUUUGCUUUUCAUGAGAAUAUGACAUUUGCAGAAGGUAAAAGGUUAAUGUCUGAAUCUGCAGGGAGAACACUAGAAAAUGUAAUUAAUAAGAUUAAGUUGUAUCCAGAUCUGGGCUUCUCCGCAUUUACCACAUUGUAUGACUCUAUUGUUAAUUC
Messenger RNA from Austrofundulus limnaeus, 1049 nucleotides. RefSeq names its product olfactory receptor 2A12-like. The record is from RefSeq and is a predicted model, not a curated record. Lineage: Eukaryota; Metazoa; Chordata; Actinopteri; Cyprinodontiformes; Rivulidae. Gene Ontology annotation, molecular function: G protein-coupled receptor activity; olfactory receptor activity; odorant binding. Gene Ontology annotation, biological process: G protein-coupled receptor signaling pathway; detection of chemical stimulus involved in sensory perception of smell. The annotation marks the transcript as partial. Gene Ontology annotation, cellular component: membrane. The transcript has a single exon.